Molecule: messenger RNA, 990 nt
Organism: Entrophospora sp. SA101
Lineage: Eukaryota; Fungi; Glomeromycota; Glomeromycetes; Entrophosporales; Entrophosporaceae
Source: the annotation of a GenBank genome assembly
GGUGUUCGACUAUUAGGUGAGAAAUACUUAUCACAAAUAAAACGGCAACCUUGUGCUGCUCACACAUUACAACUUUCAGUUCUACAAGGUCUGAAGCAGUGUAAAUCAAUACAUCGUCGAGUAAAGUGUUUACAGGCAUUUUUUCGUUUACCAAAACAAGCUCAGAGACUUCGGGAAGCCCAACAAAGCAAUCAGCAAUUACUGGAGGAAAAUGAUUAUAGUAACCCUCUUGAUGUUUUAACUGAUGUUAAAACAAGAUGGAAUUCGACAUACUAUGCAUGGAAGAGAAUAUUAGAAUUACACAAUUCAAUGCGACUCAUUUCUACCACAUUGUUGACAAAACCAGAUCGAGCAUCACAGAAAGAAGGAGAGAAAUUAGAACGACUAUGUUUAUCUCUUGAUGAAAAACAUCUUGUUAACCCUUAUAUGGAAUUGUUGAAAAAGACAUUUGCACCUAAGUCUGAAAAUGGAGAAAGUCUUGAUACAUACCUUGAUCUCAUUUAUGGGCCACAAACUGAAGAUAAUAAUGACAAUGAAGAAGAAUCUGACAGUUCAACCAGUGAUGAUGAUGAAAUCCCAUCUGGUGGAAUUAGAGGUGCAAUAGAUGACAUAGAUGAUAUUAAUCAUGUUGAAUAUUUACCAGCUGUUAAUACUACUGGCCUUCUUCAAAAAGUUCAAGCAGCUAUUUUUUUAUCAUUAGAUGAAUUAUGGUCAGUUCCAACAGAAUUAGUUCAAAUUGCAACAGUACUUGAUCCCCGAUUCAAAAAUUUCCAAUGGGAUAGAAGUGGUGAGGAAAGAGACAAAUCACAUCAAUUAUUACGGGAAUUAUAUGAUUUUACAAAAGUGGAUUUUGAAUCUAAUAAUAUUCAACAAACAACAACUAUUCACAAUUUACAUACAACUAAUGAAGAUGACAAUGAUGAUUUUUUUGAAACCUUGGAAAUUGAUCUAACAGUUCAAGAUAUAAUAACAAAUCACAAGUUUGAUUAG